AUGGAGGGCAGCUCCUCCGAGUGCAACAUCAAGGUGAUGUGCCGCUUUCGGCCAAGGAGCACUGCUGAGAAGACGGACACGGCGGCUGCCAGUCCGGCUCGUCUCUGCGGCGAUGGCGACACCGUGCUGUUCGGGUGAGGGAAGCCGUUCGUCUUCGACCGAGUCUUCUCCUCGGAGGCCAUGCAAGAGCAAGUUUACAACGCGUGUGCCCGAGCAAUCGUAAAAGAUGUCCUGGAAGGCUACAAUGGGACGAUAUUCGCCUACGGUCAGACAUCGUCCGGAAAAACUCACACGAUGGAGGGAGACCUCAACGACCCGGAGCUCAUGGGCAUCAUUCCGAGGAUUGCGCGGGACAUUUUCAACUACAUUUACUCCAUGGACGAGCACUUGGAGUUCCACAUCAAGGUUUCCUACUUUGAAAUAUACUUGGAUAAAAUCCGAGACCUCUUAGACGUGGAAAAGGUGAACUUGUUGGUUCACGAGGACAAGAACAGGGUUCCCUACGUCAAGGGCUGCACGGAGAGGUUCGUCUCCAGUCCGGAGGAGGUGAUGGACAUCGUGGACGAGGGGAAGUCGAACCGGCACGUGUCCGUCACAAACAUGAACGAGCAUAGCUCGCGAAGCCACUGCGUGUUCCUGAUCAGCGUCAAGCAGGAGAACAUCCUCACGGAGACCAAGCUCAGCGGGAAGCUCUACCUGGUGGAUCUCGCCGGCAGCGAGAAGGUGAGCAAGACGGGAGCCGAGGGAGCUCUGCUGGACGAAGCGAAAAACAUCAACAAGUCGCUGUCGGCGCUGGGCAACGUCAUAUCCGCGCUGUCCGAGGGAAACAAGGCGUACGUGCCGUACCGCGACAGCAAGAUGACUCGCGUGCUCAAGGACUCGCUGGGCGGCAACUGCCGCACGACCAUCAUCAUCUGCUGCUCGCCCUGCGCCAGCAGCGAGGCGGAGACCAAGUCCACGCUGAUGUUCGGACAGAGGGCGAAAAUGAUCAAGAACACGGUGACGGUGAACCUGGAGCUGACGGCCGAGCAGUGGAAGAAGAAAUACGAGAAGCAGAGGGAGCGGAACAAGAGCCUGCAGGGCACCAUCCGCAGCCUCGAGGCCGAGCUCCAGCGGUGGCGCAAUGGUACGGCAGGUCGGAGGUCGUGGGCUGCCCCCCCCCCCCCCAUUGUUUGUAGCCUGGUGGGCGUCUACCCCGGACUGGACGACGCGGAGCCUCGCGUCGUCGAGGAGCGGCUCCGCAAGCUCUACCGCCAGCUCGACGACAAGGACGAUGACAUCACCCAGCAGGCUCUGCUGGUGGAGAAGCUGAAGCAGCAGCUGAUGGAGCAGGAUGAGAUGCUGGCGUGGUCGCGGCGGGACGACGCCGGCCUGCGGGAGGAGCUGGCGCGGCUGCAGCGGGAGAACGAGGCGUCGCGCGACGAGGUCAAGGAGGUGCUGCAGGCGCUCGAGGAGCUGGCGCUCAACUACGACGCGCGCUCGCAGGAGGCGGAGGAGGGAGCCAAGGAGGUGGCGCUGCUGCGCCUCGAUCUCCAGCGCAAGACGGCACGGCUGAGCACGGUGGAGGCCGAGCUGCUCCGCCUGCACGAGUCGAGUUCCUUCCAGCGCAAGAAGACGGCCGAGAGCGCCGCUCUGCUGCUGCGCGACGUCGCCGAGAUCCACGCCGCCCUCGGUGGCGCCGCAGACGGCAAGCAGCAGGCGGGCUGUGCGGAGGACGACCUGUCCACGGUGCGCCUCGUCCUCACCAAGCUCAAGUCGGAGGCCAAGUCGGCGACGCGCCGCGCCUCGCAGCUCGAGGCGGAGCACGCCGACGCGGAGCGGCGAGCGCGGGCGACGGCGCUGGAGCUGGAGGGCGCGCGUCUCGUCACGUCGCAGCACGAGUCCAAGGUGCGAUCGCUCUCCGAGUACCUGCAGGCGUCCGAGCAGAGCAAGCGGCAGCUGCAGGAGGCCCUCGAUGCCCUCGACGAGGAGGUUGUGACGCUGCGAGCACAAGGUGAAGCGCGCGCCGUGGCCUUCAGAGACCAGGAGCAGGAGCAUCUCGACAAGAUGCAGAGCGAGAGGGAGAUGAAGUUCUUCGAUGAAUGUCAUGUUGGAUCCAGUGACUCCGGUUAUCUCCCGGCAGCGUCCGUGAUCGAAGCUGUGGCUGCUUCUGGUAGCGCUUAUGACGAUAUGCGAGCGUCGUCCCUUGUGCGCCAAGUGCAGUAUGCACGUAACGAGUUAGGUGCCAGAGAUUUGGACUGA
This is a messenger RNA of Callorhinchus milii (elephant shark), 2241 nucleotides long. RefSeq names its product kinesin heavy chain-like. Gene Ontology annotation, molecular function: microtubule motor activity; ATP binding; microtubule binding. NCBI's taxonomy places the organism in Eukaryota, Metazoa, Chordata, Chondrichthyes, Chimaeriformes, Callorhinchidae. The record is from RefSeq and is a predicted model, not a curated record. The transcript is spliced from 19 exons. Gene Ontology annotation, biological process: microtubule-based movement.